Marchantia polymorpha subsp. ruderalis is the source of this 3182-nucleotide messenger RNA. The record is from the annotation of a GenBank genome assembly. NCBI's taxonomy places the organism in Eukaryota, Viridiplantae, Streptophyta, Marchantiopsida, Marchantiales, Marchantiaceae.
AGUGCAGACAGACUUUCGAGCUUCACCUGCUGGCCGGUCUCCUCUCUCUCGCUCCUUCCUUCUCCCGCCUCCUGUUGCUCCCAGUGUUCGGGACUCCUGCCUCCCGCUCGCUAUUUCUCUCGCUCUCGCUCGCUCUCAGUCUGCUGCCUUCUGCCUGCUUCUGCCUGCGUGUGCCUGCCUGCCUGCCUGCCAGCGUCCUGUGCACCAGCACCCCUCCCCGGCAAGUCUCUGUAGAUUUCAUGGUUGAGAAGGAGGAGUUCAAGGGAUCGAAGAUGGAUCGUAGAGCUUCACGAUUCAAACGAAUCUGUGUCUUCUGUGGAAGCAGUAAUGGGAAGAAGACACUGUACCGCAAUGUAGCUCUGGAUCUGGGCAAGGAAAUGGUGAAGCGCAAAAUUGAUCUGGUUUAUGGAGGAGGAAGCGUCGGUUUGAUGGGCCAGAUUGCGCACACAGUCCACGACGGAGGCGGUCAUGUCAUUGGUGUUAUUCCGAAGGCGCUCAUGCCUCAGGAGGGUGGCCGGCAUUUCAUCAGUCCACUGUUCAUGCCAGUGCACUGGCGUAUGAUAUUGACAAGGAUGGCAACAAAGAAAUUGCCCUUGCUACAUUCAACGGGGAAGUCUUGUUCUUCAGGUUUGGUGGUUACAUGCUGACUGAGAAGCUGGUCGUGCCUCGACGGAAAGUCCGGAAAGAUUGGUAUGUAGGACUUGAUCCCGAUCAUGUCGAUCGUUCUCAUCCAGACGUUCAUGGUGACGAAUACUUGAACCAUCAUGAUCUGUCCUUGAAUGGUAGCGAGGUGCAUGUGUCACACGGUGGUAAACUUGUGGAUGAAACAGACGAGGAUCAUCAUGAUAUGAUGAAUGGUGCUGGUGACCACGUUGACGACAAAACUACAGGGACCAAGGGUUCAGACUCUUCUCUCAAUACAACUGUCAACGGUGCAGAUGCCCUUAACCACGUUGAAAAUAUCACUGGAGAUACCAAGGGUUCAGACUCUCCUCUCGAUACAACGAACCAUACAACAAGUGGAACUGAACAUGAUACAACCAAAUUGAAGGUUGACUCCACUGUUUCUCAAGAUGGUUUGUCAACUGGAGGCAUAGAUCUACUCGCGGCGAAAGCUGGAGCAGAGAAGCAGGAGCCGAAGGCAAAUACUCGUCGCCGGUUGCAACAAGAAACCAAAGAUGAUAGCGAGAAAGAUGAUGUUGAAAAUAAAACCAACCAAGACGAUGUUGCAACGGCAGAAGAAGAUCAAGACGCGAUGGAAGAAGAAGCAAAAGCUUCCUUUGACGUAUUUAGGGAAGAGGAUGAAAAUGGCGAAGAUGGUCUGACAGAGGAGUAUGACUAUGACUAUGAUGAUUACGUUAAUGAAGGCAUGUGGGACAACAAUGAGUGGGACGAAGGUGCUCAUGAGAAAAUUGAAGACUUUGUCCAAGUUGAUGCACACAUCCUCUGUACUCCGGUAAUUGCUGAUAUCGAUAAUGAUGGAGUUGACGAGAUGGUUGUUGCCGCAUCUUACUUCUACGAUCGUGAGUACUACGAAAUGCCAGAACACGCGAAGGAGCUUGGGGAUCUGGAUUUAGGGAAGUAUGUUGCUGGGGCCAUCGUCGUCUUUAACCUUGAAACGAAACAAGUCAAGUGGGAUACUUAUCUUGACUUGAGUGUUGAUUCUACAACUUAUCGCGCCUAUAUAUACUCUGCUCCAAGCGUAGUGGAUCUUGAUGGCGACGGACAGCUGGAGAUUAUUGUUGGCACGUCGAUGGGUUUUGUAUAUGUCCUUAAUGCUAAUGGAACCUCGAGGAAGGGGUUUCCUCUGCAGAUGGGUGAAAUUCAAGGUCAAGUUGUAGCUGCUGAUGUUAAUGAUGACGGUAAGAUUGAAAUUAUCACUGCUGAUGCGAAGGGCACGGUAGCUGUUUGGGAUGGAGAUGGGAAAGAGCUGUGGGAAGUUCACUUGAAGAGUCUCAUAUCUCAGGGUCCAACAGUGGGGGAUGUAGACGGUGAUGGACACACAGAUAUAGUUGUUCCAACAACCUCUGGAAGCAUUUACGUUUUGAAAGGACAAGACGGUUCACAUGUUGGCCCGUAUCCUUUUCGCACUCACGGGCGCGUGAUGUCCCCUGCACUUUUGGUCGAUCUGAGCAAACGGGGUGCUGAGCGCAAAGGACUGACUAUUGCCAUUGGAUCUUUCGAUGGAUAUUUCUAUCUGAUUGAUGGUCCCACGGGCUGUGCGGAGGCGAUUGACAUCGGGGAGACAACCUAUAGCAUGGUACUCGCAGAUAAUGUGGAUGGUGGUGACGACCUGGACUUGAUAGUUACUACAAUGAACGGAAAUGUGUACUGUUUUCAGACUCCGGCUCCUCACCACCCACUCAAGGCAUGGCCGUCGCAGACGCAAGGCAGGAAUGUACUGGCGAGUCGGCAUCAGCGGGAGGGAAUUUUUGUUGUGCCUCGAUCGCGAGCAUUUCGAGACGAAGCCGGCGACAGCUUCCAUGUAGCUUAUGAGAUUGUAGAUAAAUAUCGCCCGAAUGGGGCGGUCCAAGGGGCCUACCAAGUUAAGGUCACGUUGAUGACUCCUGGAAAUUAUCGAGGUGAAAAGAGGAUUACAUACAACUAUACUCACGACAACCCUGGACUUUACAUAGCCACUUUACCCUGUGUUGCUACACGUACCGGUGGAACUGUCCUGGUGGAGAUGCUUGACAAAAAUUCCCUAUACUUCCAGGAUGAGUUCGCAUUGACCUUUCACAUGCAUUACUAUCGACUUCUCAAGUGGCUUCUGACUUUGCCUCUUUUAGGCAUGACCGGUAUGUUUCUUGUUUUCCGGCCUCAAGAAGGUGCACCUCUUCCAUCAUUUACGAGAGAAAGACAUCAACUCUAGAUAUUGGUGUUUCCCUUAACAACUCACAAAUUCUUUGGAGGCCAUGUAGACAGCUGGGACCUUGCUCGAGGAGAAACACAUCUGAAAAGUGUGUUUCAGCAAGAUGGCCGUAGUUGGUUCCUCAUUUACUCUUUCCUAGACCAUGUUUGGUAGCUAGUAGAUUAUCUAUUCAACCAGAUACAAAGAAACAAAGAUUCAUGUCUCAAGGUAGCCUCAAAAGACUGCGGUGUCAGCUUCCGCCGAUGUAUUUUGUCCUCGCGACUUAUUUCAGCAGUCACGCCGGUAACAAGAAAUGAAAUUUCAACUUAAC